CUUUCAGCAACUCACAUGAAGCUCAAAUCAGCAUUGCUAGAAGAAACAUAUCUCAGACCAGACCACCACUAACUGUUAUUAUGGAUCUAAAACAACGCCUUAAGAAGCUGGAGUGCCACUUCACCUGGGAUCUGGAGUACAGUACAAAUGAACUCCAGGAUUUACUGAGCAACCUGAAUGAUGUGGACCGGGAAACAUGCACUUGGCCGGUUCACUAUUACAACCUGCUGGCCUACAUCCAUCAGGCUCUUGGCUCCAGCACAGAGGCGUGGAUAAACCUGGACAAAGCAGAAAGUGUGAUCCAGGAGCAGGGAAGAGAAGAGGCUGGAGUCCGGCUGCAGGUCAACAAAGCUAACCUGGCUUGGGUCUACUUCCAUUUGGGAGAGAUGGAGAAGAGCAAAGAAUAUCUAGAAGAGGUGGAGAGGCUUCAGCGAAUGCAUCCUGCUCCACCUGGAUGCACUUUACACCCUGAAGUCAGUGGAGAAAAGGGCUGGACGCUGGUAAAGCUUGACUUGUCAAAGAAGUGUCAGGCGAUUGAUUACUUUAAAAUGGCUUUAAAAGCACAACCAGAUAGGAAGGAAUGGCACAAAGGUCUUGCCAUGGUGAUGAACAAGGAUUGUGUACAGUCUAAAUUCACUCCAGAACAGAUUGUAGAGCAACUGAAAAUCACACAUGAGAAAGACCCAAAUAGUUUGCUCCUUCAUGCUCAAUAUUUACUAGAACUAUGCGAUCAGAAAAAGGUGUCACCAGAAAACAUUGAAAGGGAGAUGCAAGAUUUACUAGAAAGAAAUCUUGAAACUGGAAACCUGGAGGGUUUGCCUAUUAUUCUCAAGUAUUAUAGAAAAGAGAUUUCUUUUGAUAAAGCUAUUCAAAUAGCAGAGACAGUUAAAGAAAUGUUCCCCUCUUCAGUUAAAGCAUUGAAUCUUUUGGCAGAAUGCUACAAAUCGAAGGUUUACAACAUGGAAGACAGUGAGGAAAAGGAAAUUUUUGCUAGGAAAGCCAUUGAGCUCUUUGAGAAGGUUGUCAGACGUAACCCUCACUCAUACAAAGUAAAGAUGUCCCUUGCAUCAAUGCACAGAUAUGCACACAACAGGAAGAGAGCAGAUGGGAUUUACCAGCAGCUCCUGUCAGAGAUAAAUUAUCUUUCUCCUGAUAGGCAACAGUAUAUUUACUACAAUUAUGCCUAUCAUCUACAUUACUGUGGACAGUCCGAAGAAUCAAUCAAAUAUCACAUGAAAGUAGCAAAAAUCCAAAGUGAUUCAGUUCACAAACAGAAGAGCAUAAAGAUCCUUCAAAAAACUGUGAGAAAAGGUAGAAGCCCUCAGUGAGGAAAU
Ctenopharyngodon idella (grass carp) is the source of this 1334-nucleotide messenger RNA. RefSeq names its product interferon-induced protein with tetratricopeptide repeats 1-like. NCBI's taxonomy places the organism in Eukaryota, Metazoa, Chordata, Actinopteri, Cypriniformes, Xenocyprididae. Gene Ontology annotation, biological process: defense response to virus. The transcript has 2 exons. The coding region runs from base 81 to 1328 and encodes 415 amino acids. Gene Ontology annotation, molecular function: protein binding. Gene Ontology annotation, cellular component: cytosol. The record is from RefSeq and is a predicted model, not a curated record.